AUGAACAGUAUUGUUCGUAAAGAGCUUGAACAGUAUGCCGAUGAUGAGGCUCUUCAGUUCUCCAUCGAUGCUGAGGAUGAUCAGAACCUUCGUGUCACACUUUCACCACCAGAAAACACUCCUUACGAAGAUGGAAUUUUCUUCCUCUCCAUGAACAUCCCAGCUCAGUACCCAGCUUCCCCACCAUCAAUCAAAUUCGAGACUAAAAUUUAUCAUCCAAACAUCAAUGAGAACGGUCAGAUCUGCCUCGACCAACUCAAGAACGAAUGGAAGCCAACAUAUACCCUCAAGCAUGCUAUCGAAUUCAUCAUCUUCCUCCUCCAGAAUCCAAACUGGGAUAGCCCACUCAUGCCACAGAUCGGUGCUGAAUACGCUCAGGAUCCAAAACUUUUCGAACAGAAAGCCAGAGAGUGGACAGCCAAGUAUGCUUGCUAA
Trichomonas vaginalis G3 is the source of this 435-nucleotide messenger RNA. RefSeq names its product protein modification by small protein conjugation. Gene Ontology annotation, molecular function: ubiquitin conjugating enzyme activity. NCBI's taxonomy places the organism in Eukaryota, Parabasalia, Trichomonadida, Trichomonadidae. Bases 1 to 435 code for a protein of 144 amino acids. Gene Ontology annotation, biological process: protein polyubiquitination; proteasome-mediated ubiquitin-dependent protein catabolic process. Gene Ontology annotation, cellular component: nucleus. The record is from RefSeq and is a predicted model, not a curated record. The transcript has a single exon.